AUGCCAGGGCCAAGGGAUGGCCCUGGCCAGGCACCGUGGUGUACAGAUGCCUGCCCGCGGGGGCCUCGGACGCGGCAGCGAGGGCCGAACGUGUUUUUUUUUAUGCAGCUGCCUGCGGCAAGCUCCGCCACCGUGCCAGCGCAGCACUCUGUGGCCACCGAAGCAACUGACGCGCCGUGCCACGCCAGGGAAGGGGCUUCCUGCGUGCGUCACCACGCCUCAGCGUGCCAGGUGCCACGGUGGCGGGCACCGCGCGCGCGGGCGAGCGGCCCGCCGCGCUCGCGUGCGGACGAAGGGCGCCUGCCCGCUCCCCACCCUUCCUCUGCCCUCGCUCGGGAGCGGAGGGAGGGGGAACGGAAUGGACGAAUGUGUCCCUCCCCGCCGCCCGCCAGACACAUCUUUUUCUCCAGCUACUCCGACGCUGUGGCCGGGAAGGGCUAG
This is a messenger RNA of Prorocentrum cordatum, 441 nucleotides long. Lineage: Eukaryota; Dinophyceae; Prorocentrales; Prorocentraceae. The record is from the annotation of a GenBank genome assembly.